Molecule: messenger RNA, 610 nt
Organism: Hypomesus transpacificus
Lineage: Eukaryota; Metazoa; Chordata; Actinopteri; Osmeriformes; Osmeridae
Product: histone H2A
Exons: 1
Coding region: 38-424 (128 amino acids)
Cellular component (GO): nucleosome
Molecular function (GO): DNA binding; protein heterodimerization activity; structural constituent of chromatin
Source: RefSeq, a predicted model, not a curated record
CCGAUGCCAUUCACUGUAAUCUAAAAAACCCAACAAAAUGAGCGGAAGAGGAAAAACCGGAGGAAAAGCCAGGGCCAAGGCAAAGACCAGGUCUUCCCGCGCCGGGCUUCAGUUUCCCGUGGGACGUGUCCACAGACUUCUCCGUAAAGGAAACUACGCUCAGCGUGUGGGAGCUGGCGCACCCGUGUACUUGGCCGCUGUACUCGAGUACCUGACUGCUGAGAUUCUUGAGUUGGCUGGCAACGCUGCCCGCGACAAUAAGAAAACUCGCAUCAUCCCUCGUCACCUGCAGCUGGCUGUCCGCAACGACGAAGAAUUGAACAAACUCCUCGGCGGUGUCACCAUCGCACAGGGUGGAGUUCUGCCUAACAUCCAGGCAGUACUUCUUCCCAAGAAGACCGAGAAGGCCGUCAAGGCCAAGUAACGUUCCUGUGUGAUUUCAUGUGAUUACUCAACCUUCCAAAGGCUCUUUUAAGAGCCAACCAUUUAACUCAAGAAAAGCGCUUUCACCAUAUUAACCUAUUGCAUAGAGGUAUCAUAUUAUUUCACUAGUGGACUAUUCAUAGAUGUAGUGGGCUACACCAAAACUCCAUGCCCCACGUGACUGAAC